This is a messenger RNA of Bufo bufo (common toad), 1159 nucleotides long. RefSeq names its product chromobox 1 (gene CBX1). NCBI's taxonomy places the organism in Eukaryota, Metazoa, Chordata, Amphibia, Anura, Bufonidae. Gene Ontology annotation, cellular component: pericentric heterochromatin; nucleus. The transcript has 5 exons. The record is from RefSeq and is a predicted model, not a curated record. Gene Ontology annotation, molecular function: chromatin binding. Gene Ontology annotation, biological process: chromatin organization; negative regulation of transcription by RNA polymerase II. Bases 282 to 806 code for a protein of 174 amino acids.
GCUUCUCGGUGGCGGCAGAGCAGAUCCUUUUGUUUAGACGCGCCACAUUCCCAGAACCGAACCGGAUCACGUGAAGUGGGAGAGCGGUUGGAGGCAGUGCAGCGCGCCAGUAACGGUUUCUUUUUUCGUUAGGUCACGCUCCCGCACCACUGGAGGCUUUUUGUAGCGACAGGCCUGAGAGCCCGGGCAGCGACCCGCCGCCCUCCCGCCCGACUCCUACACUGACCCAGCAACCCGAAAAGCUGGCAGCUUCUGUGGGAAAAAAGCAAAACAAAAAAAAGAUGGAAGAAGUUGAUGAAGAGGAGGAAGAAUACGUGGUGGAAAAGGUUCUAGACAGGAGGGUGGUUAAAGGAAAGAUUGAAUAUCUCCUGAAAUGGAAAGGAUUCUCUGAUGAGGACAACACUUGGGAGCCAGAAGAGAACCUGGACUGUCCUGAUCUGAUUGCAGAGUUCCUACAGUCACAGAAAUCUGCACACGAGUCCGACAGAUCGGAUGGAAAACGCAAAGCAGAUUCUGACAAUGAACUUGUGGGUGAAGAGAGUAAGCCUAAAAAAAAGAAAGAUGAGGUUGAGAAGCCUCGUGGAUUUGCUCGAGGUUUAGAUCCAGAAAGGAUUAUUGGAGCCACAGACUCAAGUGGAGAGUUAAUGUUCCUAAUGAAAUGGAAAAAUUCUGAUGAAGCGGAUCUUGUCCCAGCAAAGGAAGCCAAUGUGAAGUGUCCCCAAGUGGUGAUUUCAUUCUAUGAGGAACGGCUGACGUGGCAUUCCUACCCAACAGAGGAUGAUGAUAAAAAGGAUGACAAGAACUAAAGGCCGCAUAAAGCUGUUUUUUGUAACAGUGGAUGGUGGGUCCUACAGGGGAGGGGGUGGGAGGACAGCUACAGGAUCCAGUCUUUCUUGCAGCCAAAAAAAGGUGUUUUAUAUGUAAAGCCUAGGAGACACUGCACCCUUUAUAUGCCCCUGCUCCCUCGCUUCAUCUUCCCCACUAGUGUUACAAACUCUACAUUUUUACCAAGUAGCAUGUAUUGUUUGGCUAUUAGUGAUUAGAGAUGAGCGAAUUUCAUAUUUUGAAAUUCGUUCACGCUUCGUUUGUUGGUAAAAGCAGAAUUGCGUUAUGGAUUCCGUCAUAAAAGAAGUCUAUGGGCUGCAAAACGGAUUCGUCC